GAGUCCAAUCCAGUCUCCUGCGGAACUAGCACCACCGCAGCCCUGUACAUUGUUCUUUUUAUUUUUUGUGGCCACAGUGCACUCGAAAUGUUUUAGACUGUUAGCGGGCGCCAGAUAAUUCAAGUGAAUCAGUUCGCGACAAAGAACGCACUUUCGUUGGCCACCAAAAUGGGCGAGUUCUUCAAGUCGCUCAACUUCAACUACUUCUCCUCCAGCGAGGGCAGUCCAUCUGCCAACGGGGCUGCGGGAGGCGGAGGUGCGGGAGGAGCAGCAGGUGCUCUCGGGGGCAGGCUGGACAACGACUUCGUCGGCCAGGUCGUCGAGGUGGCUGGCCACAGGCUGCGCAUCAAGUGUGUCAUCGCCGAAGGCGGAUACGCCUUUGUGUACGUCGCCCAAGAUGUGCAAACUGGCACCGAGUACGCCCUCAAGCGUCUGAUCGGAGCCGAUCAGCAGGCCUGCAACGCUAUUAUCAACGAGAUCGGCAUCCACAAGCAGGUCUCUGGCCACGGAAACAUUGUUGCCUUCGUGGGGUCCAGCUACGCGGCGCCGUCGCCUCAGCAAGGGGCCCAGUACCUGCUCCUUACGGAACUGUGCAAAGGGGGCUCGCUGGUGGACUGCUUUAGAGCUAACAACGCUGCUAUCGAUCCGCCCUUGGUACUGCGCAUCUUCUACCAAAUGGCUCGAGCUGUGGCCUGCCUGCACGCACAGUCACCGUCGAUCGCCCAUCGAGAUAUAAAGAUCGAAAACUUCCUCAUUGGCAACGACAAGCAAAUCAAAUUGUGCGACUUUGGCUCAGCCACAAAGGAGGUACUUUCGCCGACGUUUGAGUGGAGUGCCAACCAGCGCAACAUGCUAGAGGAUCAGCUAAAUACGGUGACAACACCUAUGUACCGGGCUCCCGAAAUGCUCGAUACUUGGUCCAACAAUCCGAUCGGGCCCAAGGCCGACAUCUGGGCUCUUAGCUGCAUCCUUUACUUCUUGUGCUAUCGCAGACAUCCCUACGAGGAUGGCGGAAAGCUGCGAAUCAUUAACGCCAACUACAUUCUUCCGCCAGACCCCCCGUACCAGUGCUUCCGAGACAUUAUCAGGGGAUGUUUUAAAGUGAACCCCGCCGAGCGGCUAGACAUUGCCAUGGUGCUCGAACGCCUUGCAGCCAUUGCGGAAACAAACAAUUGGUCACUCAAAGGACCUCUAGACCUGCAUGGAAUCCCCAUCGAUUCCUUACCGGCUGAAAGCCCCGCUCGAAAAAGUUUCAUUCAAUCGGAGUUUUACACCGAAUCGCCUACUAGUACCAUCCCCCACACAGCGCCCCCUGCCGCCACCGCUCCAUCUUCCAGUAAUGGACACGGUAGCCUGCUGUCGUCGCUGCGUGGCGGUGCUGGAACGCUUUUCAAAAACAUUAAGGAUACAUCCACCAAAGUAAUGCAGACUAUGCAGCAGUCUAUCGCCCGCAACGAUCUCGACAUCAGCCACAUCACCUCUCGGAUUUUGGUUAUGCCCUGUCCUUCUGACGGCUUUGAGUCGGCGUACAAAACGAACAACAUCGAAGACGUUCGGCUGUCUCUAGAGAGUCGUUUUGCUCCACAAAAGAUUAGCAUUUACAACUUUGGUCAAAGCACAGUGCCCCGACUACCGCCACCAGUGCGUACAGUUGAGGCAGGAUCAGUUUAUGGGUGUCCACAAGCGCAUGCUCCCAAUCUACAGGGCCUGUUUACCGUGUCAGCAGACAUGUACAAUUUUCUGAAAGCCGAUCCGAAAUCGAUUGUAAUCGUGCAGACCGGGGACUCGGGUGGGUGCUCUGCCGCCACAGUCAUCUGCGCUCUGCUCAUGUAUGCAGAUUUGCUGCAGGAGCCGGAGGACGCGGUGCAGGUGUUUGCUGUCAAGCGGCACACCAUAAACCUGCGCCCCUCCGAGUUUCGCUACCUGUACUACUUCGGUGACAUCCUGCGCCCCACACCUCUGCUUCCGCACUACAAGAACACCAAUCUUGUGUCGCUUAGCUGCCAGCCCAUACCCAGAAUGACCAAGGCUCGCGACGGCUGCCGAAUUUACAUAGAGGUGUAUUGCAACGAUAACUUGUUGCUUAGCACACUGCAGGACUACGAAAAGAUGCGUUUGCACCAGGCCGGCCCCGGGAAAAUAGUUCUGCCGGUCAACCUAACAGUCUGUGGCGAUGUGACGGUGGUUUUGUAUCAUGCCCGAAAGGGAAUGGUGCGACCACAAGGCCUGAAGAUAUGUCAGUUUCAAAUAAACACGGGCUUCAUCCCCGAACCAGAAACACUGAUCACGUUCAGCAGCCAAGACCUUGACGACCUGCCAGAUCCUGAACAGGUGGCCCCAAACUUCUGCGUGUCGCUCUCGCUUACUGUGACCGAGUCGGAGUCUCCUCCCAGCCAUAAGCCGCCAUGGUUGCCAGCCAAGCCCACUCGAUCACCAGCCGCCUUGUUUAGUUCGGAUCUGGAGUUCGCAGAGAUGUUGGACAACUUUGUAACCAAGCCCAGCACGCGUUCAUCGUCGCCGCCUGUCGCUCAGAAAAGUGAUCGUGCCAGCUCUCCACUCGUUUUGCCCGAUGUUACAGAGACCGCCCACGAACCUCCGAUGGCUGUGCCAGAGCCUUCCCCGCCCAUCGACCUGCUCAAUUUGAACCAGCAGCAUAGUGAUGCACCAGCAGCGGAUCCUUUAACUAGCGCCAAACCCAGCACAGAUGCCAGCUUUGACUUGUUGGGGGCCUUCGGUGAUGACGACUCCUCGGGCAUAGGAUCAGCACCGAUUCCUGAUAUACUUCCACCACCGCCAAUGCAGCAGCUGCCGACAAAAGUAAACACAGAUCUGUUCGACAUCUUUGGCUCUGUGGACCAAGCCAAUACGCCCAGCCUGAAGCCAUCAGCCGGAUCAGACAUACCGCCUUUCGUUGGCACCCUGCCAACUUUUGUAACCAAGCCAGCCGUCACCAGAAACGAUCCCUCGCCAACACAGCCGCCCAAGGCAGCUGCCGAUCCGUUUGCAGAUAUCGCCAAUCUUGCUUCAGGACUUAACAUAAACUUCAACCGCAGCACGCUGAGUGGCAAGUCCCCUGUCGGCAGUAGUCCCCAACCGACGCAGUUCUCCAGCCCCACCCACAGGCCAUCCCCAUCCUCGCAGCCUCAAGGGAAUUUUAUGCAGACACCGCCGCAGCAGCAAUCACAGCCGAUGACAACGUCCACUAGGGGACCUCCGCAGCCACAGCCGGUCCCUGCUCAAUCGCGGCCAGACUACAGUCGAGUCCAUUUCGAUUCGCCAAAGCCACCGCAGCAAGCAGGUUUCGGCGGCACCAAGGGCUCCGACAUAUUUGCAGACAUUCUAGGCCAACAAGGCUACUCCUUCGGCAGCAAAAUGAACCAGGGUCCGCGAUCGAUCAAUGAAAUGCGCAAGGAGGACUUGGUGAGGGAUAUGGACCCCAAGAAAGUUCGCAUUAUGGAAUGGACUGACGGUAAGAAAAACAACAUCCGUGCGCUUCUAUGCUCAAUGCACACAGUGUUGUGGGACAACGCCAAGUGGCAGCGAUGCGAAAUGUCCACCAUGGUAACUCCGGUGGAGGUCAAGAAGGCGUACCGGCGAGCCUGCCUUGCAGUGCAUCCUGAUAAGCAUAAUGGAACCGAAAACGAGGAGAUUGCCAAGCUCAUUUUUAUGGAACUGAACAAUGCAUGGACAGAUUUCGAAAACGAUGCCACGCAGCAAAAUAUGUUCAAUGCGUAAAACGCGUCCUAUAGCUUAUGUUUAUCGCAAUUAGUCCUAAUUAUCGUACUCUUAGCGGAAUCUAGUGUAAAUUCUUAUAAAAGUGUAAGCUUUAAUGUGUAAAGUGAAUGUAUUGGCUUAUGCCAUUAACGGCGCAGGCAAUUCAGCUAGCCCAAAAGAACCCCUUUGAAAUUAUGAACACAUGAGGACAUUUUACUUAAUUUGUAUAAUAACAAAUCCAGUUCAAACAUUCCUAUUGCAUCCAAUAGCAGUCCCCCACAGAAAAUGUCUGUAUAUUGAGAAAGAUACUCCCAUUCCCUCAGACCUUGGCGAUCAUCCCCUAAAAGAUUGCACGCCUUAUUCAUCAUCCCAUAGAAAUCAAUGUUUCGUAUAUGAAAUAUAUACACUUUAUCUGCAGCAAUUAGAUUAAUUACAAUAUAUCCUUGACCCAUAUAUAGCCAAUAUGUGAUUAAACUAUAAUUGAUGGAAACUAAAAGUAUAGUUUAUGUACAGAACUGUUCCGAGUAUAAAAUGUAAAACGAGUAAAGACAAAGUUAGUUUUACUUCUUAGCAGUCCAAGUGUAUAAAAGAGAGAGUAUAUUGGAGGUUAUCUAAACGCAAAAUUCCGGUUCAGCAUUUAAUGUUUGUCGCUAUAAAAAUAAAUUCUCUAUAUACGUUUCCUCGUGAAAUGCCACUGUUAAA
Messenger RNA from Drosophila rhopaloa, 4416 nucleotides. It is a transcript of the gene aux, whose product is annotated as cyclin-G-associated kinase. Lineage: Eukaryota; Metazoa; Arthropoda; Insecta; Diptera; Drosophilidae. Gene Ontology annotation, molecular function: AP-2 adaptor complex binding; protein serine/threonine kinase activity; ATP binding. The transcript is spliced from 9 exons. Bases 169 to 3735 code for a protein of 1188 amino acids. Gene Ontology annotation, cellular component: cytoplasm. The record is from RefSeq and is a predicted model, not a curated record. Gene Ontology annotation, biological process: protein phosphorylation; regulation of clathrin-dependent endocytosis; positive regulation of Notch signaling pathway.